UAGCGCUUCCUUCUCCCUGAACCAGUUCCGGUGUUGCGUUUCCGUCACAUCGUCCAUUUUCACAUAAUCGCACAUGGUGCCGCGCCGGUCGAGGACCGUCAGCCUCUUAGUUUUGGGGAUUCUGCUCUGUAGUGGCGAGAAAACCGUCUCGUAGUACCUGAUAAAUGCAAGAUACGGUGGAUAUGGUGGACGACCCCGAGUAUGACGAGGAGGAGCCUUCCUUCAGCGACCCGGAGGACUUUGAGGAUGAUAUCGAAGACGAGGAGUUCUUGGAAGACAUCCUGAGAGAGAAGCCCCAGGAGGCUGACGGGAUAGACUCGGUGGUGGUGGUUGACAACGUCCCUCAGGUUGGCCCAGAGCGUUUGGAGAAACUCAAGAAUGUCAUACACAAGAUUUUCUCCAAGUUUGGCAAGAUCACCAACGAGUUCUAUCCUGAUGCUGAUGGCUUGACCAAAGGGUACAUCUUCUUGGAGUAUGGUGGUCCUACCCAGGCCCUCGAGGCGGUAAAGAACGCAGAUGGAUACAAACUCGACAAACAGCAUACAUUCAGGGUCAACCUCUUCACUGACUUUGACAAGUACAUGAACAUCAGUGAUGAGUGGGAAACUCCAGAGAAGCAGCCAUUCAAAGAUUUUGGUAAUAUGCGCCAUUGGAUUGAGGACGCAGACUGUCGUGACCAGUACAGUGUGAUCUACGAAGCCGGAGAGAGGACCGCCAUUUUCGCAAACGAUGCUAAGGAGCCAAUCACAUCGGAAGAGAGAGCACGCUGGACAGAGACGUAUGUCCGCUGGUCUCCAAAAGGCACCUACCUGGCCACCUUCCACCAACGUGGCAUUGCAUUGUGGGGCGGCGAGAAGUUCAAACAGAUUCAGAGGUUCAGCCAUCAGGGAGUGUCCCUCAUCGACUUCUCACCAUGUGAGAGGUAUGUGGUGACUUUCAGUCCGCUGAUGGACACCAAGGAGGACCCACAGGCCAUCAUCAUCUGGGACAUUCUAACCGGACAGAAGAAGAGAGGUUUCCAUUGCGAGAGCUCUGCACACUGGCCCAUAUUCAAAUGGAGCCACGAUGGGAAGUUCUUUGCCAGGAUGACCACAGACACGCUGAGCAUCUAUGAGACUCCAUCUAUGGGCUUGCUUGACAAGAAGAGUCUCAAGAUUACCGGAAUCAAGGACUUCUCAUGGUCUCCUGGUGACAACAUCAUAGCGUUCUGGGUCCCUGAGGACAAAGAUAUCCCAGCCAGAGUGACUCUGAUGCAGUUGCCUUCCCGUCAGGAGAUCCGUGUCCGCAACCUCUUCAAUGUUGUCGACUGCAAACUGCACUGGCAGAGAAAUGGGGAUUACCUGUGUGUGAAAGUGGACAGGACUCCUAAAGGAACACAGGGCGUGGUCACCAACUUUGAAAUCUUCCGCAUGAGAGAGAAGCAGGUUCCUGUUGAUGUGGUUGAGAUGAAGGAAGGCAUCAUAGCGUUUGCAUGGGAACCCAACGGCAGCAAGUUUGCUGUUCUCCACGGAGAGUCUCCCAGAAUCAACGUCUCCUUCUAUCAUGUCAAAAACAACGGCAAGAUCGAGCUCAUAAAGAUGUUUGACAAGCAGCAGGCCAACAGCAUCUUCUGGAGCCCCCAGGGACAGUUCUUGGUACUGGCAGGUCUCAGGAGUAUGAAUGGAGCUCUCGCCUUUGUAGACACGUCAGACUGCACCAUGAUGAACAUAGCAGAACACUACAUGGCCUCCGACGUAGAAUGGGACCCGACUGGCCGCUAUGUCGUCACCUCCGUCUCCUGGUGGAGCCACAAGGUGGACAACGCCUACUGGCUGUGGACUUUCCAGGGCCGUCUGCUUCAGAAGAACAACAAGGACCGCUUCUGUCAGCUGCUCUGGAGACCCAGACCUCCUACCCUGCUCAGCCAAGACCAGAUCAAGUUGAUCAAGAAGGACCUUAAGAAAUACUCAAAGAUCUUUGAGCAGAAGGAUCGUCUGAGCCAGUCCAAGGCUUCUAAGGAGCUGGUGGACAAGCGCAGGUCCAUGAUGGAGGACUACCGUCGCUACAGGGAGACAGCGCAGCAGACCUAUCAGGAACAGAAGAGUAUCCGCCUCGAGCUCAGAGGAGGAGUGGACACUGAUGAACUGGAUAGCAAUGUGGACGACUGGGAGGAGGAGACCAUUGAGUUUUUUAUCAACGAAGAAAUCAUUCCCCUUGGAGAUCUGUAGUCCCCCACGCAGGUACCACUCCCACACAGUUUGAUAUGUCAUCACGCAGUCAGUGGUUGGUCUCGUCUUUACUGCAUAUUAGGUCCUGUUUAAAGGUCAUAUUGGGGCGCCCCAUGUACAGAGGCUCAGUCCUUGACGCAGCAACCGUGGGUUCCCCCCCCUCUCCCCCCGAUUUCAAGACUUCUCAGCUAUCCUAUCGAAAAAUGCCUAAAAAAAGGCCCCAAAAAAAUCUUAAAAUUUUUUAGCCCUCAUUUACCCCUAGUUGUGUCUGAACAUGUACAUGAUUUCAGUUUGAUGUGCUCACGUUUUUGAGAUGAAAAUUCUCCAACUCUCCUAAUACAAUGGAGGUGAUUGUAUUUUAGGAUGUUGCUCAAAGAAAUGAAACGGCUGCUGCAAAUCUUAACGUCUUUCAGUAAAUGUCUCUUUAUUCAAUGGAAAUUGCAUUGUAUAACUGUUCUGUACCAACUCGUUCAGUCUUUGUACAGCUGCUGAAUUUGACGAAAAAACAGCUAUUCAACAACAUGGGGGGAAAUUAGUCACAUUCCUGUUUCUGCCUUGCAUAGUGAUUUUAGCCGUUAACAUUGACAGCCACUGUUAGACUGAAAUA
Molecule: messenger RNA, 2814 nt
Organism: Etheostoma spectabile (orangethroat darter)
Lineage: Eukaryota; Metazoa; Chordata; Actinopteri; Perciformes; Percidae
Gene: eif3ba
Product: eukaryotic translation initiation factor 3, subunit Ba
Exons: 19
Coding region: 165-2207 (680 amino acids)
Biological process (GO): translational initiation
Cellular component (GO): eukaryotic translation initiation factor 3 complex
Molecular function (GO): translation initiation factor activity; RNA binding; translation initiation factor binding
Source: RefSeq, a predicted model, not a curated record